Budorcas taxicolor (takin) is the source of this 7414-nucleotide messenger RNA. RefSeq names its product NYN domain and retroviral integrase containing (gene NYNRIN). The coding region runs from base 1 to 5640 and encodes 1879 amino acids. Gene Ontology annotation, biological process: DNA integration. Lineage: Eukaryota; Metazoa; Chordata; Mammalia; Artiodactyla; Bovidae. Gene Ontology annotation, cellular component: nucleus; cytoplasmic ribonucleoprotein granule. The transcript is spliced from 8 exons. The record is from RefSeq and is a predicted model, not a curated record. Gene Ontology annotation, molecular function: RNA-DNA hybrid ribonuclease activity; mRNA binding.
AUGCUCCUGUCCGGGGGCGACCCUCCUUCGCAGGAAUGGUUCAUGGUGCAGACCAAGUCGAAGCCCCGGGUGCAGCGGCAGCGGCAGCAAGUGCAGCGCAUCUUCAGGGUCAAGCUGAACGCUUUCCAGAGCCGCCCGGACACCCCCUACUUCUGGCUGCAGCUCGAGGGACCCAGGGAGAACAUGGGCAAAGCCAAGGAGUAUCUGAAGGGCCUGUGCAACCCGGAGCUAUGGAAGGAGGUCCGCUACCCGGCGGCUCUGCACUGCGCCUUCCUUGGGGCCCAGGGCCUCUUCCUGGACUGCCUGUGCUGGAGCACCCUGGCCUACCUGGUGCCCGGCCCCCCGGGCUCCCUGAUGGUGGGCGGGCUGACCGAGUCUUUCAUCAUGACCCAGAACUGGCUGGAGGAGCUGGUGGGGCGGCUGCGCUGGGGCCCAGCCCCUUUGCUCACUCCCCGUGGCAUCUGGGAGGCCGAGGUGACCCGGGCCUUUGGGGCCCUGGUCUGGAUCCGUGGUGACCAGUAUGCUGGGGACCUGCUGCAGCUGCCCCCGGCGGUCCAGGAGCUGCUGCUGAGCCUGGUGCGGGAUGCCGCUGGCAAGGAGGACAUUAUCCAGUGGCUCAGCCGCAUCGGCACCUCCGACUCCCGCUCAGAUCCUGAGCUCCUGAUCUGUCCAACCCACCAGCAAAAGGAAGGUCCAACCAUGGUGGCCGUGGGAGACGGUCCUGGCCCCUUUGUGGAGAUGGGGAGCCCAGAAAAUUCAAAGAGAUUAACCAGCCUGGGAGCCACAGGGGCCGUAAUCUCGGGUACCCCAGGCCCAAACACCCAGCAGGAGACAGCAAACCAGCUGGUCCGGGUCACAUCCAACAACCAAGGUGGUGUGGACUGUUCUCGCGAGGAAGGGUCAGUGCAAGCCAGCAGCAGCCAGGACCCCGUGGAUCACACCCAAGCCUCGUCUCAGCAGAGGCAGGUCCGGAGAGGGGAAGACAAGCUCCCGCUCCAGCCUCCAGUAUCAGCCCUGAGUGUGUGCUCACCCUGGAAGGCCUGGACCCCAGGGCCAACCUUUGCACCCAUGUGGCCAGGGGCUAUUGCUGCUACCUUCUGGAGGAUCAAUGAACUGCAUUCUCUUCACCUGGCCUGGCUCCUGUCCCAGGCAUGCUUCAGUUUCCCUUUCUGGCAGAGGCCACUGGGCCCCAUUCAGUUCAAGCUGCCAGGGCAGAAUCCUUUGCCCUUAAAUCUGGGAUGGAAACAGAAGGAGCUGGUUCCUCUGCCCAGUGUGGAAAGCCCAGACUGUACACCAGACGGCGGGCCGGGAGGAGAGGCAGCCCUACAGAACUGCCCAGGGCCAGAGACCCCCAAAAAAGUCGUGAGUUUACUGGUGGUCUCAGGAGGCUCAGGGGUAAAGGAUAAGUCUAUCCCAGGACUUCCACAGAUAGGGCCACCUUUGACCUCUACCCCGCAGCUCCAAGCCAGAAGUGAGCUGGGGGAUCAAGGAAGUGUGCAAUGGGAUUGUAAGGGGCCAGAAGAGGGGCCCGAUGCAGCGCCGCCCACUGGGCAAGGGGUGCCUGCUGCUCAAGGGGGGCUGACAGCUCCGUCGGGACCUGACUCGAAGACAGUGCCUGAAACUCUCAAAGUGCCCAUGGCUGCCGCAAUGCCCACAGCUCAAACCCUACCCACAAGUCCAGCGCUGCCUGCAGCCCCCAAAGUGCCUGAAACCCAGAUGAUGGCGGCAGCCCAUGGAGAACGUGCAGCCUCCGAAGUGCCUUCAGUUCCAACAAAGCCGGCAGCUCAAGUGGUGCCCACAGCACCAAAGGCCACAGCUCCCCAUACUCCCGCAGCUCAGAAAAGACAGGCAGCCAAAACAUCGCCUACAGGUCCCCAGACACCCAGAGCCCAGCCUGGGCCUGCCCCUAAAACCGGACCUACAGCUCCCAAAGCCCCUGCCGCCCCCCAAACUUCCAGAACUCCGAAAACACUGGCAGCUCAGAAGGCGCCCGCAGGUCCGGGGUCCACCCUGGAUGCAGGCAAACUCGUGAGUGAGGGCCAGCCUCCAUCAAGGGGCAGUGCUUCCUUCCUGAAGGGCCAGGGGCAGCCUGGAAGUCAGGGGCCACAGUGCAGUGGCGCCUUGGCUCCCAGUAGCAAGCGCCAGCCUCAGGUGGAGGGGCUCCUGGGGGCUGGGGAGGGGACCCCAAGGCAGCCGACUCGCCACCCACAGGCAAGCAACACAGUGACCAGCUUCCAGAGGUACCACGAGGCCCUGAAUACACCCUUCGAGCUGGACCUGUCAGAAGAACCUGGGAACCCGGAGUUGCGGCGGGUGGUCAUUGAUGGCAGCAGCGUGGCCAUGGUGCACGGUCUCCAGCACUUCUUCUCCUGCCGGGGCAUUGCCAUGGCAGUGCAGUAUUUCUGGAACCGAGGACACCGAGAGGUCACGGUGUUUAUACCCACCUGGCAGCUGAAGAAGAACCGGAGGGUGAGAGAGAGCCACUUUCUGACAAAGCUACACUCCCUCAAGAUGCUUUCAAUCACCCCCUCCCAGCUCGAGAACGGCAAGAAGAUCACCACCUACGACUACAGGUUCAUGGUCAAGCUGGCGGAAGAGACAGAUGGCAUCAUCGUCACCAAUGAGCAGCUCCACGUCCUGAUGAAUAAUUCCAAGAAAGUGAUGGUCAAAGAUCGCCUGCUGCCCUUCACCUUUGCGGGGAAUCUCUUCAUGGUGCCCGAUGACCCCCUGGGCCGUGAUGGCCCCACCCUGGAUGAGUUUCUGAAGAAGCCAAACAGGUUGGACACUGACAUUGGCAACUUCCUGAAGGUGUGGAAGACCCUUCCUCCCAGCUCGGCCAGCAUCUCUGAGCUGAGGGACAACACGGACCCUGGCCCCCCGGAGAGUCUGCAGAAUGUGGAAGAAGUCAGGGAGGAGCAGGAGGAGGAGGAGAGACAGGACGAGGAGCAGAGAGAGGAGCAGGAGAUGCAGAAGCCGGCUGAGGAGGAGGAGGAGGACCUGGACUCUUCGCUGAUGUCUGUGUUCAGGGCUGAGUGCCCUUCCCUCUCAGAGGAAAUCCUCCGGUGCCUCAGCCUCCACGACCCCCAGGACGAGGCCCUGGACAUUGAUCUCCAGCCGGCAGUGGCCUCUCCCUCACUGGGCAUCCCCUGGGAUGGAAAGGCUCCCUGCCAGCAGGUCCUUGCCCAGCUGGCCCAGCUGACCAUCCCCAGCAAUUUCACCGCCCUCUCCUUCUUUAUGGGGUUCACGGACUCCCACCGGGACGUCAUCCCCGACUAUGAAGCCCUUGUGGCGCCCUUGCACAGCCUGCUCAAGCAGAAGCCGGACUGGCGGUGGGAGCUGGACCAUGAGAAGGCCUUCCUGGCCCUGAAGCGAGCCCUGGUGUCCGCCCUCUGCCUGUCGGUCCCCAACCCCCAGCUGCCCUUCCACCUGGAGGUGACGGUGAGCCAAGUGGCCCUGACGGCCGUUGUGUACCAGGAGCACUCGGGGAGGAAGCACCCUGUAGCCUAUACCUCAAAACCCCUCCUCCCCGACGAGGACAGCGAGGGCCCGCAGUCAGGGGGAGACAGCCCCUACGCCGUGGCCUGGGCCCUCAAGCAUUUCUCCCGCUACAUUGGGGACACCCCCGUGGUCCUGGACCUUUUCUACGCCUCCCGGACCUCUGUGGACCCUGAGGCGUGGGACGGCCGCAGGGUUGCCAAAGCGUGGCUGAUCAGAUGGGCCCUCCUGGUACAGGACAAGGGCAAGAGAGCGCUGGAACUGACCCUUCUGCAGGGCCUGCUGGGGAAGAACCGGCUGCUGACUCCCACGGCUUGCAUGCCUCGGCUUUUCCAGGUUCUGCCUCCUUUCUCCGACCUGUCUACUUUUGUCUGCAUCCACAUGUCGGGGUACUGCUUUUACCGGGAGGAUGAGUGGUGUGCUGGCUUCGGUCUCUAUGUGCUAUCUCCCACCAGCGCCCCUGUCUCCCUCUCCUUCUCCUGCUCCCCCUACACCCCGACCUAUGCCCACCUGGCGGCCGUGGCCUGUGGCCUGGAGCGCUUUGGCCAGUCCCACAUGCCCAUUGUUUUCCUCACGCACUGCAACUGGAUCUUCAGCCUCCUCUGGGAGCUCCUGCCCCUUUGGAGAGCUCGGGGCUUCCUCUCUUCCGACGGGACCCCACUACCUCACCCAAGCCUGCUCUCCUACAUCAUAGACCUCACCUCUGGCCUCUCAUCCCUCCCGUUCAUCUAUCGAACCUCCUACCGGGGCUCCCUGUUUGCUGUGACGGUGGACACCCUAGCCAAGGAGGGUGCCCAGGGGGGCAAUCAGUGUUGGAAUUUGCCAAAUGACGUGCCGGCCCCCAUAGUGACUCCCCGUACCAUAUGCAAGAGGCCCGACUUGCUGGCGUUGCAGCGGAGCGACGGCACCCUGGCCGAUAUCAUGGCCAAGCUGCAGGCCGGGCAGAAGGUAUCCAACUCCUCACCCUUCAGUUCUGCCUUUAGCUCCCUCAGCCUCGACAAGGAGAGCGGCCUGCUCAUGUUCAAGGGAGACAAGAGGCCCAGGGUCUGGGUGGUCCCGCGGCAGCUCCGGAGGGACCUGAUUUUCGCCGUGCACGAUGGCCCCAUGGGGGCCCACCAGAGGCCCGAGGAGACCUACAGGAAGCUGCGCUUGCUGGGGUGGUGGCCCGGGGUGCAGGAGCACGUGAGGCAUUACUGCAGGAGCUGCUUGUUCUGCAUCCCCCGCAACCUCCUAGGCAGUGAGGCGAAGGUCAUCGAGUCUCUGUGGCCCCCCAGGUCCACUGCCCCCUGGUCCAACCUGCAGAUCGAGGUGGUGGGCCCAGUCACCGUCAGCGAGGAGGGCCACAAGCAUGUGCUGAUCGUGGCCGACCCCAACACCAGGUGGGUGGAGGCGUUCCCGCUGAAGCCUUACACGCACACGGCUGUGGCCCAGCUGCUGCUUCAGCAUGUGUUCGCCAGGUGGGGCAUUCCCGUGAGGCUGGAGGCUGCCCAGGGCCCCCAAUUUGCCCGCCACGUCCUGGUGAGCUGUGGGCUGGCCCUGGGAGUUCAUGUGGCCUCCCCGAGCAGGGACCUCCAGUUCCCUUGCCUGACGAGCUCCGGGGCCUACUGGGAAUUCAAGAGGGCCCUCAAGGAGUUCAUCUUCUUGCAUGGCAAGAAGUGGGCGGCUUCCCUGCCCUUGCUGCACCUGGCCUUCAGGGCCUCCUCCAGCCAGGCCUCGCCCUUCCGUAUCCUGACAGGGGCUGAGGAGAGGCUGACCGAGCCCCUUUGGUGGGAGAUGAGCAGUGCGAACAUUGAAGGGCUCAAGAUGGAUUUAUUCCUGCUACAGCUCACGAGGGAGCUGCUGGAGCUCCACUGGAGGCUGGCCGAGAAGACAAGUGAAAAGGCCGAGAAUAGGCGUUUCAAGCGUGAGAGGCAGGAGAAGGAGUGGAACGUGGGGGACCAGGUCCUCGUGCUGUCCCUCCCCAGGAAUGGCAGCAGUGCCAAGUGGGUGGGUCCCUUCUAUAUCGGGGACCGGCUAAGCCCGUCCCUCUACAGGGUCUGGGGCUUCCCCACCCCAGAGAAGCUUGGGUGCAUCUAUCCCAGCAGUCUGAUGAAGCCCUUUGCCAAGAGCGUCACCCCGCUGUCCUUCAAGGUCUUGGAGCAGUGAGCUGGAGCAGUGGGGGAGCCCCCCCCAGGUCCUGGGCUGCCGCUGCUAGGUCUCCCCCUGCCCCAGGCAUGCUCUCACCGCCUCCCCACCCCUACCCCCGGGACUCUUCACUGUGCCUUUUGUAGAGAAGUUACUUCACAAAGCUUUGCUGAACUGCCUUGAACUGGGGACCAGCGUCCCUAUGAAACAUCCCCAGUAUGGGGUACUGGGAGGAUCUGCUGAAGGCUGCCAGAUGUUGGCCUCUGGCAAUUCUACCUGGGGGAGCAGAGUUCCUUUCCCGAGGUAGGCCAAGUUCAGUGUCUCUCCCCGAGUGAGAAUGUACACGUACACACGCACAGCUCAGAGUCUUACUCCUGGCUGUCCUUAUCACGAAGUGGUGUGGCUCUGGACCUCAGAAUUGAAACCACAUUCCCCUGUCAAACAGAAACCCCAGAUACAGGCUCCUCCCCCGUCUGUCCAUUUGGGGAACCUUUGCCCUAGAAGCCGUAACAGCUGAGACAAAUCCAUGCAGGCUAAGGAGAGGCACCCAUCCUCGGUCUCAUGGACCGCUUUCUUAGGCCAGGCUAGGCCUGGCCAUCGAUCAAGGACGGACUGGCAGUCCUGGGCCCUGAGGCUUAGAGCUGGGGUGGGAGGAUGGCCAGCCAGGUGGGCGCGUCCUGCCUGUCGGCUCUGGAAGGGCAAGGGGGAGAGAGUCAGCCUACCUCAUUUGACUCCAGCCAAUGGAGACACUCCCUGACCCUGUCUUUAAGGACAUGGACCCUGCAGGAGUCAAGGAUCUUGAUGCCAAGUGUGGCAUCUCUACCUGAAGAGCUGCUUUGACUAGACCAAGGGGCCCAGGCCUCUGUUUCGGGUUGGCGGGGGGUCACUGAAAUGAGCAGUCUGGCACAGCGUGGUGCUGGCGUGGCUCUUCACUCCAGCCCCACCCCGAAACCCACAGCCGCCUCCUCCCACCGCCCCUGUGCGCUGCAUCCCCAGACCCUACAGAGUGUGGCUGCUUGGUCUGGGUUCUCCCAUCCCGCCCCAGUCCCCUCGAUUUGCCUUCUGUGUAGAGACAAUCCUGGCCCUCCCCUGGCACCCCCAGCCACUCUUUGCAAAGAUCAGUCAGUGUGUUUCCCACAGGUGUGUGCCUUCACUCACCCUCUGAAUUGCUGCUGCUGCCAACAGAGAGGGUUCGAGGUGGAGGCCAGCACUGUGUCACUCUGGCUGAGCCUCUAUGUCGUUUAACUUCUCCAAAGCUGAGCUGGUCUCCUUGUCUAGCUCAUGUUGCCAAAACACUUGAUAUCGCUAGAGCCAGAGUAGAACGUGCCAUCAAGUCCAGUUUGCUUGUUUUACAGCCAAAGGAAGAGGCCCAGAAAGGGGAAGUGACUUGCCCAAAGUCACACAGAGUUGGUGGCUGAGCUGGGACCAGGAUUAAGCUUCUUAGUUCUCCGUUCAGUGUAGAUGGGGGUUCAAGUGAGAGACGCUCUUAAAAUCCUGUACCCAUCUUCCAUCCAACUCCCCAUCUCCCAAAUCUUGUAGACAAACUACUUAGGUGUUGCCCUUAAACCAUUUCUAGCGGUUAAUUCUGUCCAGGAAAGAACGAUUGGGUGACAGCUGAGACACUGAGAGGUGAGCCGUGGGGUUUUUAGCAAAUACCUCCUUCCCCCUCCUCCUCCCGCUGCAUGUCCCCCUCCUCUUCCCUUCCUCGUCCUCCCUCUGAUGGUCUGCUCGACCUCGUUCUCCCUCCCCAGUGCUGUACCCCUUCCCCUGUUAACCACAUUUAUAAUACUAUACC